CUGCAGAGGGGAGAGCGGCGCGAGCCAAGUGGGGGGAGGGUGGAGGAAACCCGGGAGAAGGCUUUCUCCAGCCCCCAAAGUUUUGAUGAUGACCAUGACUACGAUGGCUGACGGCUUGGAAGGCCAGGACUCGUCCAAAUCCGCCUUCAUGGAGUUCGGGCAACAACAGCAGCAGCAACAGCAGCAGCAGCAGCAGCAGCAGCAGCAACAGCAGCCGCCGCCGCCGCCGCCGCCACAGCCGCACUCGCAGCAGAGCUCCCCGGCCAUGGCAGGCGCGCACUACCCUCUGCACUGCCUGCACUCGGCGGCGGCGGCGGCGGCGGCGGCCGGCUCGCACCACCACCACCACCAGCACCACCACCACGGCUCGCCCUACGCGUCGGGCGGCGGCAACUCCUACAACCACCGCUCGCUCGCCGCCUACCCCUACAUGAGCCACUCGCAGCACAGCCCUUACCUCCAGUCCUACCACAACAGCAGCGCGGCCGCCCAGACGCGAGGGGACGACACAGAUCAACAAAAAACCACAGUGAUUGAAAACGGGGAAAUCAGGUUCAAUGGAAAAGGGAAAAAGAUUCGGAAGCCUCGGACCAUUUAUUCCAGCCUGCAGCUCCAGGCUUUAAACCACCGCUUUCAGCAAACUCAGUACCUGGCCCUUCCCGAGAGAGCUGAACUGGCAGCUUCCUUAGGACUGACACAAACACAGGUGAAGAUAUGGUUUCAGAACAAACGCUCUAAGUUUAAGAAAUUGCUGAAGCAGGGCAGUAACCCGCACGAGAGCGACCCCCUCCCGGGCUCAGCGGCCCUGUCACCGCGCUCGCCGGCACUGCCUCCAGUGUGGGACGUUUCUGCCUCAGCCAAGGGCGUCAGUAUGCCCCCCAACAGCUACAUGCCCGGCUAUUCGCAUUGGUACUCCUCUCCACACCAGGACACGAUGCAGAGACCACAGAUGAUGUGAGUUGUCUGAGGGAAAUUGAUACCCUAGGGAAACGUCUGAACAAGGCAAGGAGGAUCCAGGACCUGCUUGCAUCUGCCAAACCCAGCCGAAGGAGCAGGCUCGGGAGAACUCUUCUGUGUGGCAAGACAGUCUGGGCGCUUGCUCGCCCUCUCGCUCUCUCUCCCCCUCUCUCCUCCUUCCCUUCCUUUCCUUCCCUCCUUUUCUUUUUCCCUUUCUUUUUCUCAUCUGCUUUUUCCCUUGAGCAGCCUCAGUAACUGAUUUUGCAUCUUAGAGAGAGAGAGAGAGAGUGAGUGAGAGAGAGAGAAACUGGUUUCUAUGCCAGUGCUCCUGAAACUCCUCACUGCAAGGACAUUUUCCCUUACCCUUUGGGAUCCAGGCUCUGAGCCUCCUCUUCUCUUUGGGAAUAUCCAUCAAAACGACUUUUUUUUAACAGACAUUUUCCCCCACCAGAAGAAUCUGCGCAAACAUGGCAGCGUUUUUACUUGUUUAAUGAGCUUAAGACAUUACAUGAUGAAAAAGAAGCAUUUCGGGCUCCUGCAUUUUUAUUUACCAAUCCCAGACUGACAAAACAAA
Molecule: messenger RNA, 1531 nt
Organism: Prionailurus viverrinus (fishing cat)
Lineage: Eukaryota; Metazoa; Chordata; Mammalia; Carnivora; Felidae
Gene: DLX6
Product: distal-less homeobox 6
Exons: 3
Coding region: 86-958 (290 amino acids)
Biological process (GO): embryo development; cell differentiation; regulation of transcription by RNA polymerase II
Molecular function (GO): DNA-binding transcription factor activity, RNA polymerase II-specific; RNA polymerase II cis-regulatory region sequence-specific DNA binding
Source: RefSeq, a predicted model, not a curated record